AUGCCUGCUCCAUCAAAAUAUACUCUCGGAGUCCCCUACUACUCCCAGGUGGAGUUUAUCACCGAUACCACCGCCACGUACCGCAUGCUCUACUUCGUCCGUAAUGUCGAGCCAGAACAGGAAAAGUGGUACUGGCGCGUUUAUACAUGCUGUCUCGUCAUUGUGGCAAUUGAUUACAUCUGGAAUCCGAAAGACCGUGGUUACAAUAUCUUCGUUGGACCUGCGUACAUGGUCACUCUACCACCAGUGGACCAUGAUCUGGAUGUUCAAGGACAAUUCAACAAUUCUUAUGAUGCUCACCUCUUCAAGUACAGAGAGAAGCUCUCUCAUGGUGGAUAA
Molecule: messenger RNA, 339 nt
Organism: Penicillium griseofulvum
Lineage: Eukaryota; Fungi; Ascomycota; Eurotiomycetes; Eurotiales; Aspergillaceae
Exons: 2
Coding region: 1-339 (112 amino acids)
Source: RefSeq, a predicted model, not a curated record